Messenger RNA from Verticillium dahliae VdLs.17, 2553 nucleotides. Its product is annotated as RNA12 protein. The transcript has 3 exons. Gene Ontology annotation, molecular function: RNA binding. Gene Ontology annotation, cellular component: mitochondrial inner membrane. Bases 1 to 2553 code for a protein of 850 amino acids. NCBI's taxonomy places the organism in Eukaryota, Fungi, Ascomycota, Sordariomycetes, Glomerellales, Plectosphaerellaceae. The record is from RefSeq and is a predicted model, not a curated record.
AUGAUACCGAGUAGAUUCAUGGGACGGCCACUGGCCCGGCCCAACAUACCGGUUUUGCGACACUCGCAAGUAGUACCUCGAUCCCACGUCGCAAGGUUUCCAUUGGGAGUACCCAGUGCAACACCUAUAGCACGUGCUUGGGACAGUACUUUAACAGGCAAAGAGAAAUCCGGCCACAUCACCGCGGCUCAGGACGAAUCCAUUCUUUUUUUCGAUAACCUCUUUCCCCUCAAGCUGAGCUUCCUUUUCCGACGACCAUGGCAGAGCGAUGAGGACAUUGCCGAUCUCCUCAAGCGUUUUGACAGUUCAAGCUUGGGUCUGCUUGACCCGAUCAAUCUCGUCAAGAAGGCCAUUCCUCAAGACAUACCCAUGAAGGUCACGGAGAUCCUCCCUCGAUUGAAAGAUGGCGGUGUUUUUGUCAAAGUCAGUCAUGGACCGGAAGUCUCCGCAAAAGACCUCGAAGAUUCUUUGACGAAGAAACUCGAGGCAACACCCAUCAAACCUUGGUUUAAUCCCUUUCGCGGCGUCAAGUUGGGCCUCGUCAAAGGUGCGCCUUGGUUAGAGGAUCUCUACCGCUUCCCGAAGUCAAGACUCAAGGUUGAAUUUACACCCAAGGACCCUGGAGGUGAAGCCGUCGAGCUGUCGCAAGAAGAACUAUACAGUCUGUUCCGGAAAUAUGGCAAAAUUGCCGAAAUCACCUCACAACCCAACGACUCGAAAGUUUUGCCCAAGUUCGCCUACCUCGACUUUGCGCUUAUCAGGGACGCAAUCAUGGCCAGGAACUGCUUGCACGGAUAUCUCGUAGGCGAAGCACUCGGCGGCGGAAAGUCUGGCACCAAGCUGCGUCUCUCGUAUGAACAGAAGGUGAAGGCACACAGCAUCUGGAAUUGGAUCUCUAGCCACCCAAGACUGGUGAUUCCAAUUGUUCUAGGAUUGGUCACUGCUAUCACGGUUGCCAUUUUUGACCCCAUCCGACAGUUCUUUGUCAAGGCGCACAUCCAGCGGGCCUUCCGCUUGACUGACAGCAGACUAUAUCGAUGGGUCAAAUCCCAGACCACAGACCUGCUUUCUUUUGGGCACAAAAAGGCAGACUCUGCAGGAUUUAGCGCCGUGUGGAACCACCGCCGAGACCUUAUCGAACAAAUCCAGAAUUGGCUAAUGGAAAGCUCCGACACAUUCAUCGUUGUGCAGGGUCCUCGAGGCUCCGGCAAAAAGGAGCUUGUAUUACAACAGACUCUUGAAGGGCGCAAGAAUGUCCUGGUGAUCGACUGCAAGCCGAUCGUGGAAGCUAGGGGCGAGGGUGGCACAAUCAAAAACAUGGCUACUGCUGUAGGAUAUCGUCCAGUCUUCUCAUGGGCAAACAGCAUGAGCAGCCUGGUCGACCUGGCUGUACAGAGCACGACUGGAGUGAAGUCUGGCUUCUCCGAGACCCUCGAAACCCAGGUUGUCAAAAUACUCCACACAGCGGCGUCGGCACUCAAAGAUGUUUCACUUGCAAGUCGACACAAGAACGAUAAAGAUGCCGACCUUUCGGAUGACGCGUACCUCGAUGCCCACCCCGAAAAGAGGCCUGUUGUGGUCAUUGAUAACUUCCUGCACAAGAACGAAGAGUCCAGCAUCAUCUACGAGAAGAUGGCCCAAUGGGCUGCUAUGCUUGUGCAGAACAAUGUGGCUCACGUCAUAUUCCUCACAAACGACACGUCGUACUCGAAGUCGCUAUCGAGGGUGAUGCCUGACAGGGUGUACAGACAGGUUGCCCUCGGUGAUCUCUCCCCGGACGUGGCCAAGAAAUUCGUCGCGAGCCGUUUGGAAGUUGACGAUAACGAGAAGCAAAAGGACAGCGACGGCGAGAAACAACAUGAGACCCCGCGGUCCGACCUCUCAGAACUUGACGACUGUAUAGACCUUCUUGGCGGUCGCCUUACUGAUCUCGAGUUCCUGGCCCGGCGCAUCAGAGGUGGACAGAGCCCGAAACACGCAGUCGACGACAUUAUCAACCAAAGUGCAACCGAAAUCGUCAAGAUGUACUUGCUCGGCGGCAAGGUUGAUGCUGAAGAAAGGAAGUGGUCUACUGAGCAAGCUUGGUACCUCAUCAAAUCGCUUGUUGCACAGCAAAGUCUACGUUACAACGAGGUCUUGUUAUCGGAUACAUUUGCAUCCUCGCAGACGUCGAGGGCAGCGAGUGGCGAGUUGGCGCUUGAGAGCCUGACCAACGCCGAGCUCAUCAGUGUUAAGACGCAUUACGGCAGGCCGCAGACCAUCACGGCUGGCAAGCCCAUGUACCAGGCAGCAUUCAAAGUGCUCGCUGGUGACCCCGUGCUGAGGGCUAAGAUGGAUCUUGCUGUGUUGACAGAGAUGGCCAAGGUCGAAGCGAAGACAAUCGAUAAGGUAGAGAACGAGCUUGCACUAUUGGGGGCACUUCCCAAACAGCCAGCACAGGCGGGAGCCCGAGUCGAGUACCUGCUGAACAAGCUUGACAAGAGUCAGAGGAAGAUUGACGGAUACGACAAGGAGAUGGUAGGACUGAAGAAAGUCCUCUCGCAAGAAUUUUGA